Messenger RNA from Macrobrachium nipponense, 606 nucleotides. RefSeq lists its product as uncharacterized. NCBI's taxonomy places the organism in Eukaryota, Metazoa, Arthropoda, Malacostraca, Decapoda, Palaemonidae. The coding region runs from base 1 to 606 and encodes 201 amino acids. The transcript has 2 exons. The record is from RefSeq and is a predicted model, not a curated record.
AUGUUCUCACUGGGCCUCCAGGGGACACCGAGUGUUCGGGGGCUGUUGCAUCACCUGGCGGGUGCUACUCCGGUCACACAUGGACCGGUGAACACCACCACUACCACCGUCUCGACCCCAGGGUAUGCCGCCCCUCCUCACCUUGUGUACACCCAGCACGUGACAACGGUAACCCCCUCAGCUGUGGUGCAGGCCCUGAUUGAUGGUUUCGCGAGGAGGGUCGUGACGCCGCCGCCCGGGUUCACCGCUCUCGCCUCAGCCCCCGACUUUCGGUGCCCCAAGAGCUUGCCCCUGGACCUUCCACCUGUACCCAGGAUGUCGCUGGCCGCUGUCCUGCCUCCUGCUGUACCUGCCGUGCCUGCCGCUCCUGGACCAUCCCCUGCCGACGUCGUUCCUGCCCGUGGUGUUGCUGCCCCAGUCGCAGGUCCUUCUGGACAGCUGGACGAGGAUGACACGGCAGUAAAUCCAGAAUCCGUGCCGGGAUACAACUACGACACAGGUCCCGUAAAAAAUCCUCCGACGGGAACAAGGGGCAGAAAACGGCGGUCGCAGAUGACUGAGCGUCUGCUCCCAAACCCUCAACAGCAGUGUGAAGGUCGCAGGUGA